AUGAUCGGGGAAGGUCGUGACGAGGCUGCCCGCCUCUAUGUGCCUCCGCUCCUUGAGGAUGACGACCGAAUCGCCGAUCCCGACACUUCUGAAGAUCUCCCGCCGCCUGAUGUCGAGUCCGGAAGCCCACUGCCUAUUUGGCUGCAGGAGUCAUCCAAGUCCUUUCGCUGGGGCUGGGUGCCCUUGCCCCUCCGAAAGGCCGGUCGCACCACUGCAAACUGGAUCAAGGGCCCCGAUCCGCCGCACAUGCUCCUUUUGAAGCCGCUGUUUCCGCGUAUCCAGGAAUUGCCGGUCCAAUAUCUUGACCGCUUCUUCCCAAAGCGCAAACAAAAAGGUUUACUUCUGGGCUUGUUAUACCUCUCCUGGUUUCUGCCGUGGUUCCUUGUUCUACUUCACUCGCGAUCAUCCGGUUAUAUUGAGGGAUAUGGCCAGCUGCAGACUCUAUCUUGUACAACAAACCUCUGGCAAUUUGAUAACGGAUGUGGCCUGAAUGGAAAUGACUGCCGUCCUUUCUCCGAAUCAACAAUUGCUUUCCGAUGCCCCGCCAAUUGCCGCGAUGCGAAAUUGCUGGAGCCUCAUGUCGUUGGAAAUCAAACAGUCAAUUACCAAGGACUGGUUAUCGGAGGGCCAUCUCCCCAGUCACCGGAUACGGCGACCUACCGGGCUGACAGCUUUGUCUGCCAAGCAGCCAUCCACGCUGGAGCCAUCUCGAACGACGGUGGCUGUGGUGUUGCAAAGCUGGAAGGCGCUGCGCACUCUUUCCCAUCAGUGAAGCAGCAUGGAAUCAAGUCGAUAGCCUUCAAGUCCACUUUUCCAAAGUCAUUCAGCUUCCUUCACCCGUCUUCGUCACAAGCAAACUGCCCAUCGGAUCCGCGCUGGACGCUUCUCGGUGUUACAGCUGCAGCUGUUGGGGUUCUCUGGCUUUUCUGCACAUCGCCGCCAAUUCUUUUCUUCAGCACCUUCUUCAUGGUGUUUUGUCAUACGGGACUGGUCGCCGACCCUCCUUCGUAUCCCUAUCUGGCCGAUCUCGUAUCCACGCUUUUGUCUCGAAUGCUGCCCGCUUCAUUCGUUGUCUACCUGUCUAAGCUAUUCCUAUAUCUACCUGCACUUUUCAUCGGUGCUUUGAACAACUAUACCUUCGCGCGAUUGAUCCCCCUUCAGCGCCUGACCCCCAUGGAUAUCCAACAACAACCAGGGGCUAAGCUUGCAUUGGCAUUGGUCAUUCCAACUGUUCUCACCAUCAUUCUUACCCAGGCGUGGCAGAUCCGUCAGGGUGGACUGCUGCCCCGCUACUUGAAGAUAUAUGGUACUAUGGUCCUGAUUAUUCUCAUCCUUCUUCCGCUCCCUGGUCUUCGGCUCCGAAUCCACCAUUACAUCCUCGCCAUCCUACUCCUACCUGGUACUGCCUUCCCGACACGCCCUUCGUUGGUUUAUUCGGGUCUGCUCCUUGGUCUGUUUAUCAACGGCGUUGCCCGGUGGGGAUUUGCCUCCAUUAUUGAAACACCGGCCGCGCUGGGAGAACUUGCUCCGGGCCGUGGCGGAAAUGGCUGGUGGGGUUCUGCGUAUCCUAACAUCACGAACAACUCUGUUGAUAUCUCUUUGCCCAAAGCUGGCCCUGAUGAUUCCCAUUACGGCAACGGCAACAUAACCUUCCAUCUGUGGGAGCCCGAGCGAAUGGCGAAACUUGACGUGGAUGGUAUUUCGGUGUUGCUUAAUGAUGUGGAGCGCUGGCGUGGCUAUAUUGACGAAGACAAGCACGGUGAAUUCACCUGGCACCGUCAUGGUCACGAUGGUCUGGAACUGCGGCAGUUGUCUCUGCUCGAGGGCGAUGAAGAUUCUUCUGAAAUUGAGACCCAGUCUGGUCUUCUUCGAGACAGUGACUCCGAUGAUGACGACCCUAUUUAUAUUUUCUUUCGGUUUGCUUUCCUGCGGGGUGCGGAGGCCGGCUCCUAUGGGCCUACUGGUGUCUGGAGAAGCGAUGGAUCUUGGAUCUCACCCGACCCUCCGAAACAGUAG
Messenger RNA from Penicillium waksmanii, 2016 nucleotides. RefSeq names its product LCCL domain-containing protein. Bases 1 to 2016 code for a protein of 671 amino acids. The record is from RefSeq and is a predicted model, not a curated record. The transcript is spliced from 3 exons. Lineage: Eukaryota; Fungi; Ascomycota; Eurotiomycetes; Eurotiales; Aspergillaceae.